UAUUUGUGGCUUUCCCAUCGCCACAGGAGCUGCAUCCAGGCUCAUCUCAGGAUAUGACAGUUAUGGUAACACAUGUGGCAAGAAUAACACUCAGAAGAUUGAGGGGGUGCCUCUUAGUGGCCGGGACAUGACGGAAAACAAGUAUGUUUUCUUUCUAGACCCUUGCAACGUUGACUUGAUUAACAGGAAAAUCAAGUCCAUCGCCCUGUGUGUCUCCAAAUGUCCUGCUGCCGAACUCACCACUUACAGUGACUUGAAGCAGUUUGCUCUGCAUAAUGGAUCUCAUCUCUGCGCCUAUGAUAUUACUCCUACAAGAUACACGAGCCAUUCAGAAAGAUCCAGCAAAUGUCCCAAACUCCCUGUUCCCCCGAGUAAGCCUGUCCCACUGCUCCACCGCUGUAUUCCUGUGGACGUCGGCUGCUAUGCUGAAUUCGCCCAGGCGUUUAUCACAUUUGUCAGUGACAACACUGUGCUGCGGCGGGUCGUCGCUGGGGUCAUGGCCAGCAAGGAGAUCAUCAUGGGCCUCUGCGUGCUGGCUUUAGUCCUGUCCCUGAUCCUGAUGGUUGUCAUUCGUUACAUCACCAAAGUUCUUGUGUGGAUUCUGACAAUUCUGGUCAUCAUUGGCUCUAUAG
Messenger RNA from Plectropomus leopardus (leopard coralgrouper), 632 nucleotides. Lineage: Eukaryota; Metazoa; Chordata; Actinopteri; Perciformes; Serranidae. The record is from RefSeq and is a predicted model, not a curated record.